This is a messenger RNA of Ophidiomyces ophidiicola, 882 nucleotides long. RefSeq lists its product as uncharacterized. The record is from RefSeq and is a predicted model, not a curated record. Bases 1 to 882 code for a protein of 293 amino acids. NCBI's taxonomy places the organism in Eukaryota, Fungi, Ascomycota, Eurotiomycetes, Onygenales, Onygenaceae. The transcript is spliced from 2 exons.
AUGCUCAGGGCACCGACCCUCGAUACAACGCAAAAAGAGAUGGAUUUCUUCGACUCCUCCUUUUUUGCGACCGGGAAAAGCUUGCCAAGCCCGCAAGAAGUGAUUGCGCUCUCCAGCGAGUUCACCACCAAUCCGCGGCCCGCACCCAUCAAGUUCGAGGAGCUUGGUCUCCUGGUCAAGUUUGGUCAUUAUGUGGCCGUUGAUGAAGCCCUGUGUCUACGUGCACUUCGACAGUCGCCGUUGCUGGCCAAGAAAAUCCCUGUGCCGGAAGUCUAUGGCUGGAGAGUUCACCGGGAUACAGUCCUGAUUUACAUGGAGCUUAUCCGGGGAGACACAAUACAAGAUCGAUGGGAUUCUCUCAGCGAGCUGGAUAAGGCGUCAAUCUGUGAUCAGCUGCGGGAGAUUGUAUCUUCCCUUCGGCAAGCCAAACAGGACCCCGGAGACUCAUUUAUUGGAUCCAUCAGCCAUCAACACUUGCGUGAUUAUGUUUUUCACCACAUGCCUCGGACUGGGCCUUUCAAGAAUGUCAAAGAGUUCAAUGACUGGUUUUCAUUCUUGCCUCAACACUGGCUUCCCGAAUCAAGGAGAUAUCAAGAUCCUUAUCGACAUUUCUUGCCAGACACCGCAGAAAUCAAGUUUACUCAUGGCGACCUACAUUUGAACAAUAUUAUGAUCUCUUCGACAGGGCCCCCGCGCAUUCUUGCUGUGAUCGACUGGGCUCAUGCUGGCUGGUACCCCGAAUACUGGGAAUAUUGCAAGGCCUGCUACACAUCACACUGUGAAGGUGAGUGGCGCAAUGUUUGGAUGCCCAAGUUCUUGACCCCAUAUGAAAUUGAGUGUCAUGUAUUUGGAGAUUAUGUCCUGCAAAUGGGGGCAGUCUAA